AUGCGAAUCGAGGGCCCUUAUACCCUGAAUGAGGUCGGCGUCUCUGAGGAAGGGUUGAUGCGGCAGGUCAAGGUUAAUAUGGUGCUGCUUAUGGGGCUUGAGAAGAGAAAUCAACGCAUUCCCGACUGGAGAGAUCCCGAAACUAGCGGCAAUAUCAGCGGUACGGAGGGCAACGAGAUGCGGGGUCAGGUUGUGAAUCAUCUUCAACUCUCGUUAAUGCUCGCGGCGAACCUUUCAGGAGGCCCUAUGAUUAAUGGUGCAAACACAAACACGUUCUUUCCGAAGACGCUCGCCACAAUGCCAACUGUUCCUUAG
Phytomonas sp. Hart1 is the source of this 315-nucleotide messenger RNA. NCBI's taxonomy places the organism in Eukaryota, Euglenozoa, Kinetoplastea, Trypanosomatida, Trypanosomatidae. The record is from the annotation of a GenBank genome assembly.